Diachasmimorpha longicaudata is the source of this 863-nucleotide messenger RNA. Its product is annotated as chromatin complexes subunit BAP18. The transcript has 5 exons. The coding region runs from base 152 to 706 and encodes 184 amino acids. The record is from RefSeq and is a predicted model, not a curated record. NCBI's taxonomy places the organism in Eukaryota, Metazoa, Arthropoda, Insecta, Hymenoptera, Braconidae. Gene Ontology annotation, cellular component: NURF complex; MLL1 complex.
CAUAUUUGAAAAAAAAUCCAAGGUGAUUCGGUGGUCGUUAAGGUUGAGGUUAGAACGAGGCAAUGACGCCAGAUGGCAGAAGUGCAUGGACAACAGAGACCGGUAGUCUGCCUCCCACUGGAAGACGAAAAAGUGGAUGAAUUGAUUGUUAAUGUGGCAACUCUGUGACUGCGUCCAUCAAUCCGUCGCUGUCGUUAACAACAACAAAGUAAUUGUCAUGAACUCCGCAAGCAAGGUUGGAGAAAUAUUUACAGCCGCCGGCGCGGCGUUCAACAAACUGGGGGAACUCACAAUGCAGCUACACCCGACGACAGAUUCGCCGGCAGGUAAAUGGACUGACGAGGAAAUUGAGAUGCUCCGUCACUCAGUAAAGACAUUCAGUGAAGAUCUGAGCAAAAUUAGUGAACACAUCAAAGGGAGAACGGUGACUCAGAUAAGAACAACGCUGAAGAAAAAAGCUUUUGAGGAAGCUGGAGUACCAAUAAGACAGGUACCCCAACAACAGACGCAGGCUACACCUCAAAGUGUCCAGAAACAGCAGAAUCAGGGGAAUUCUACUGCCAAUCAAGCUAUGAUGAGUAAAUCCGCUGAGGUAACUCUUAAUAUGCUGAAUGCACCUGAAUCUGAAGUGGAUGUAGAAGGUCUACCUGAGGAGUGCCAAGUGAAAUUGGAAUUUGAAGGAGCUACUGAAGAAGUUGCCUCAUGAUCCAUCCAUAUCAGUCGCUUCAAUGAAUAAAUGACAUUAAUAAUUAAGAUCUUAGGUAUAUAAUUUAUUAUAGCAACUUGUAUAUUCUGUGUUUAUUGUAUCGCUUCGUUGAAAUUAUUUUUUCAUCUUAGACUAAUAAAAUCAUUCAUGACUCGAA